Molecule: messenger RNA, 1734 nt
Organism: Mycena citricolor
Lineage: Eukaryota; Fungi; Basidiomycota; Agaricomycetes; Agaricales; Mycenaceae
Source: the annotation of a GenBank genome assembly
AUGGUGGACGCCCUGAAAUGGGCAGCACUGCAUCUUCCCAGGGAUGAUGCUGUCAAGACAGAGACGCAAGCUGUUGCUUGGACCAUGCGUUCGCUCUCUGACGACCUUGAGUUUGGGCCGUUUGUGGAGGGGCUUGCCGAAGCGCUCUGGGACUUUGACAGACGGGAGCCCUGCGGCGCGUAUCGGGCGCAUUUCAAGAUUCUGUUACGUGAUCAGGAAGCUCAUCUCGGUCAGCGUCUUGCGGAUUUCAUGGCUGGCUCCAACAGCUAUAUACUCGAGCCCAAAGACCGCUUCCGGCGACAGGUCUCCGUGCUCCGAGCCAUCUGGGCCGUCUGUGCGUUCUCUCUACACACGGGGUCGCCUCUGCAAAGUCCGAUUGGAGACGCUGAUGUGGACAACGUGCUGCUCGGCUCAAAAUUUAUCGAUUCUGACGACAUGCAGAGCAUGGUCCUCAGCGUGUCCGCUUUGACCCGUCUGAACAUGAUUGAGUAUCGGAGCCGGCAGCAGGACCACACACAGACGAGCAGCUCUGACGCCGAGGCGGAGAAGCAAAAGCAAGUAGACAUCCAUUGGACGUACACGGAUUAUCUGGUGGCACUUUCCAAAUGCGCUACCAGCUUCCAACGGAAUGAGACCGCUUCGCUCUUCAAUCUUUCGGAAAUGCGAUUCACAGAAGCAAACGGCUACGAAACUCUGCAUCUGGGUCUCAUUCACCUGAUCAAUCUAACAUCAGACGAGACAGCGGACAAUCUCGUCUUUGCUGCUCGCAUGAUGAUCAGCCCGUUCGCCCAGACAUCGGAAUAUUCAUGGUGGGUGCGGCUCCAUGGUCUUGGGCCGUUCCUUGUUCAACAUCCGUCUCUCGCCGUCUCCGACCCAAAAUCUGACUCGCAGCCCUCUUCGAGGCAUCAUUACACCCGAUACCUCUGCCACAGUCUAUCCCGGAACUUGGAGCUGGGAUUCCAGCUCCAGCCAUCCGUUGACGCCCUCCAGCUCAUUUAUCGGAAUCUGGUCGAGGCCGAUGUCCCACCAAAAGAUCUUGAAACCCAUCUUUUGGUCCUCCGCACUCUGUGGACCGACGUCUGCACGCACCGUUUGGCUGCCAUCGUCCAGUGCGUCGUGCUCAAAUGCUUCCGGGAGGAUUUCUCAGGAUUGGUGGAUUUGUCGGAAUGGGAGCAAUUGCCGAGGAUGUUCGCGGACAAUGACUGGUUCUGCUCCGCGCUCGGCCUUGAUAACGACAAACGGACGGAGCGGGCAUCAGCCCAGCAAAUUCACUACUGCGCACGUGUGGGUGUUUUCACCACUUUCUUCAAGCAGUGUACCGCCCGAAGUCCGGAUCAAGAUGAGCGCGACCUGGACUGGGCAACGCUCAAAUUGGUAUACGCAUUCACCCUCAUUGAUUUAGUGAUCCCGACUUCACUGCAACGUCGAUUCGCCGAUGCCGCCUCUGGAUUCAUUCGCAAAUAUCCGAAGAACUGUCUUGCGGAUUCUCAUAGGCUCUACUCGGUACUUUACUGGGCCGUCGAAGAGGGCAGCGGGUACAUCACCAAUGUCGAUGCAUUGCGCGUCCUGGACACGGCUGUGUCGGAGGUGCAGACGGAAGAACAACAGGAAUCACACCGAUUCAAUGCUGAAUGGAUCCGCGGAUGGAUGGAGGAGCGACUCCUUCUUCCAGAGGACAAUUUUGCCGCCUUUGUCUCACUCGUGAGUGACGGGGAGCAAGGGGACCAUUGUUGA